AUGAUUGAUCCAAAUGGCAAGAUCCUGAAACAAAAGUAUAUUCCCCAAAGUUACUUCGUUACAAACUCUUGGCAAGGACCAUAUUCCUUGAUGAAAAUUGAAGAAUUAAAAUAUCACAUGGAAAAGUGGAAGACGGGUACGCUAGAAAUCUGCUGCCACGUAUUCGAUGAAACUCAUAAUCAAUUACCAUUUUUUUACGAAACACGAACAGAAAUCCAAGUGCAAAAGUAUGCAUUUGACUGGAACGUUACAGUCCCUCCAUACAAGGACUGGUCGAAAAAAAUAAACUGCUCUUUCCAAGAAGCGUACUCGUUUGAUAUCACUUUCACUGCACCUGAUAAAAAGAUUUGCGUACACAUUAGGAUACCUGAGGAACAACCACUACCUAGACUACACAAACUGAAAAUAUCUGUAUUAAACAAAAGAGGAACUUAUCUCUGUUUGCAAAACUCUAUUUAUGAAUUCCAACCAUCAGAAUUUGAAAUUUCAUUUGAGAAAAACCAACUUGAAUAUGUAACAGGGUCUCUUUACUCUUGUUCAUUUACAUUAGCAUGCACUAUUUAUGCACCUGCUGAAUAUAAGGAAAUGGUAUGUAACAGUUCUUUCCUGGAAAAUAUCUCUGGUGAGGAAUUACAACAGUUUCUGAUCCAGAGGCGCACUCUGUGUGAUGAUCUUAAGUGCAUGUAUGAAGACAAAAAACAUUCUGAUGUGAAAUUACGAUCAAACAAUGAGAUUAUGCAAGUCCACAAAUGUUUGCUGUCUGCUAGAUCUUCUGUGUUUUCCGCCAUGUUCGAUCAUGACAUGGUUGAAAAUCAGACUGGCAUUGUUGACAUUUUUGAUGUAGAUAAUGAAACUCUGCGAGCCCUUAUGGAAUUUCUGUACACUGAUACAAUCAAUAUUACUGAUUAUGAUCAGACCUUGAAGCUGAUAUUAGUGGCUGAUAAAUAUGAGGUGAAUAUUUUAAAAGAUGAAUGCUCAAAGCUGUUAAUGUCUAAGCUGUCUCCGCAUAACGCUUGUGAAGUGAUUUCUGUGGCUGAAAUGAUUCACCAGAAAGACUUAAAAUAUUUCGCAUUAGAUUAUAUAAAGGUAAACAAAAAAUUAAUUCUUUCGUUACCUGAUUGGACAGAAUUGGUAGAUAAAAACAAAAAAUUAGCUAUCGAGAUUUUGACUAAGUUGUCAAUUGAAUAG
This is a messenger RNA of Parasteatoda tepidariorum (common house spider), 1188 nucleotides long. RefSeq names its product speckle-type POZ protein. The record is from RefSeq and is a predicted model, not a curated record. Gene Ontology annotation, molecular function: protein binding. NCBI's taxonomy places the organism in Eukaryota, Metazoa, Arthropoda, Arachnida, Araneae, Theridiidae.